UUAAGUGGCGACACAAAAGUGUGUCGUGAAGAAAAUGAAGUGAACCGGUCAGAAAAAUAAAGACUGGCGGAGUUUGAAAUGGGGAAAAAUGACGUUUGAGGUGAAUUGAAAAAUAAGCGAAAGAAUUGAGCAAUUAGUCGGCAUGUGAGACCAGUUAUUAACAGGUUGUUGUGCAUCACGAAAGAAAGAAGUGCGUCCUGUUUGUAUGACUAUAUACAUUCUACAAAUAGUGACGGUAAAAAAAGGCUAAGAAACGAGGUCGGGCGUUCUCGGUGACGUACUUGAGACGAUAUUUUUUUCUCAGUUUAAUUCCAGUCGAACGAGCUAGAGACAACGCUCAAAAUAAUCCAUUUCGUUUAGUCGGUUGUUUACGUUGACGACGAAAUUCGGGAGUUCAUCGGUUACUGUGCGAAUUUGUAUGUUUUUCACGCCUCAACUUUGUAUCGAUAAGUGUAAUUGCUUAUCUGGGACAGAAAUGAGAGUCACUGGCCUUCGAAUCGACAUUGACCCGUUUCCAUUUUAAAAUUGGCCUCCGGGCGGCUCUAACUGGAUCUAAACAAUGUUUUCACUCGAUCGCGAUCCGAUUCUUCACUUCGAAUUUUGACAUCCCAUUUAUUUAUCGCUGCAAGCUGUAGUGUUUAUGUGCGACGAAUAUUAUUUUCCCCACUUCAGAACUCAUCGAUAGAGGGAAGCAUGGGAAAAAGGGCGGGAGGUUCGGACUCUCGUGACCGUAGCGCCACCACCUGGUGGUGAGAAAAAACACGGUGAAAUCCAACUCGCUCCAGCGGCUGUCACGGGAAGCUCUCUAUUUAUUUGGAUAACAGCAAUCAAAUGUUUUUAUCGAAGGUCACAAAUACAACCGAGGAAAAUUUUAAAUGGCGGGAACGUUUGAAAUUUUCAAGUGAAAUGAAGUGUAAAAGUGCUCUAAAACUGCGAAUAGAAAAAGGCGAGAUCAACGAGGUUGAUGUUAUCGAGAAUAUCGAGGAACACGACGAGUUUAAUGCCACUAGCAUGAUGCCGGUGGCCACUAGAAAACUUAGCAAAAGUCCACAGAGCGACGAGGGCAUUGAACCCGACUCUGAGAAAAGCAAACUCACGGUUAGUCGCUCUUGGAGCCUAGAUUCCAAUAAUCAUUGCGAAGAAGACUCUCCAAGAGCAGAAAAAUUGUGGGCGAGAAGAAGAAGCAAACAAAAAGUUACAAGAUGCUGCAGCUCCGACAGUGCUGUUCUCAGUGACGAAGAACAGGUCAAAGGCUGGGAAAAUAUGAUAAUCUGCGAUCGAGCAGAGUAUGACGAACCAUCCGAGGGUAAACCACGGUAUUGGCGAACUCCAAGCGUCGUCGUAAGCGACUAUUCAGAUUACUCGUAUUUGGAAGAAAAAUACGAGAGGAGCGAUCUCGAGCUCGAGAAAUACGAGGGUGUCGUUAGCGAAACUACCAGCAGAGCGAGCAGUUGUUCUUGCCUCGAUUGUGACGAAAUCGGGGAAUUCGAGGAUCUCACCAGCCCCUUGGACAAUCAUUUACUUCAGGUUUGCGGAAGAAGAAGACAUUCGGAUUCUUGUUGCGCGUGCCUCGCUUCUAACACUUCGAUCACACAUAGCCAAAUAAACGAGCCAGCAAGCCGACGAAAUUCUUGUCUAGCAUCACCGAAUCCGUAUCGGUACAAGAAUGACAAUUCAACGGAGUACAGAAAUCCUGAGCAACGGAGCAGCAGCGCGACGAGAACAGAGAGCGGGAACAACGCUGAAGAUACGAAAAGAAGUAUUGAACUGUUGGACAUCCCACCGUUUCGAAAGAUUUCCGAUUGUUCGACAAAUUCGAGUUUGAGCGGCGAUGAUUUUGAAGUCACCGAGCUCCAACCGCUCAAGAGGCCGCAGAGUUCAGGAUGGCGAAAACUCAGGAACAUUGUUCAAUGGACCCCGUUUUUCCAGACGUACAAAAAACAGCGAUAUCCAUGGGUUCAGUUGGCGGGCCACCAGGGAAAUUUCCGUGCCGGACCGACGCCAGGCACGAUAUUAAAAAAAUUGUGUCCACAAGAAGAGGCUUGUUUCAAAUUAUUGAUGCGCGACGUUCUCAGACCUUACGUGCCCGAAUUCAAAGGCGUUCUCGACGUCCGAGAGCUCGAGGACGAGCGACACAAUCAUCGGAACACUGAAAACACGGAGAUCAAAGAGGUCGGGGACGAUGGAAACAAGGGCGUGAUCGUCGCUUCGUAUCUUCAACUUCAGGAUCUUCUUGGGGAUUUUGAACAACCUUGUGUCAUGGACUGCAAAGUCGGUGUACGAACUUACCUCGAAUCUGAACUCGCCAAAGCCAAAGAACGACCUAAAUUGCGGAAGGACAUGUACGAAAAAAUGAUUCAAGUCGACCCUGCGGCGCCGAACGCAGAAGAACGCAGAGUUCAAGGGGUCACGAAACCUCGGUACAUGGUAUGGCGUGAGACGAUAUCGAGCACGGCCACGCUCGGAUUUCGGGUCGAAGGUAUCAAGCUUGGCCACGGCGGAUCGUCCAAAGACUUCAAAACUACGAGGACGCGAGAGCAGGUCACGGAAGCCCUGAAGCGUUUCGUCGAGAAUUACUCACACGCGGUACCAAAGUAUCUUCAGCGUUUGAAGGCGAUACGCGCGACCCUCAAGGCCUCGCCGUUUUUCGCUUCCCACGAGGUCGUCGGCUCGAGUCUUUUAUUCGUUCACGACACGAAAAACGCGGGUGUGUGGAUGAUCGAUUUCGCGAAAACACUUCCCUUACCAUCGCACUUGCCGAGUAUACAGCACGACGCCGAAUGGCAAGUUGGUAACCACGAAGAUGGAUAUCUCAUUGGCGUUAAUAAUUUAAUCGACAUAUUUCAAGACAUCAGAAAUUCUGAGACGUAAUUUUUUUCGACUGCGCGCUUCUGCGCCUCUGCGUGUAUGCGUGUUUGUAAAUACGUGUGUCUGGCUGUGUGUGUGUGGAUCUGUGUACAUGCGUUAGUAUAAAAUUGCCUGGGUGAAGAAAGAAAAACGAAAUCGUCGAGACGCGUUGUUUCGCUCGACGAGUCAAUGAGACUACGUAAACUCGUUAGUUCGAUAAAUCCGUUAACCUUGCGUGUUUUAACGCCUUGUUUACCUGAGGCACGAAAAACUUCGAAGGCGCGCGCGAGAAGAACGCCAGAAAGAAAAAAAAACAGCAAAAAAACGAGCCUCGCCUGCAGGCUCUUGUAAUGUAAUUUCCUGUUGUUAUUCCACUCUUCGCGUGGAAAUUGAAGCUACACGAUUCGCCGCACACAAGGCAAAGCGUUCGUAAAAUCAUUAGUUCGAUAAAUUUUCGGUUCCAUUAAAAAUCAGUGCCGCAACGCCAUAAUUUUGAUACUACCGAUGACAUUUGUUAGAUUUAUCGAAAAUAUCCCAUUCAAUCACUUGCGUUCAGUGGUUUCAACCACUUUACGAUUGAAAUCAAUUGAAAAAAUUCUAUAUCGAUAGAGAAAAGUUCUACAUUUUUGAUAAAAGAACAUUUUUAAGGCAAUCCGCCGAUGAGUCUAGCGACGAAAUUACUGUCGAACAUAAUAAUCCGUAUAUGCAGACAUAAUUCAAUUUGAGAAAAAAGAUAAUCCAGAGGGGCAAAGACCGCUUUAAAUUUUUUACUGAAAAAAUAUAUUUCGAAAAUUGAGGUAUUGUCGAUUUUGGAAGACCAUUGGAUGUCGAGAAAUAUUUAUAUGUGUAAAUAUAAAUAUCAGACAUUCAAUAUGUACUCGAUGGCGAUCUUGAGGAAGUUCCUACAUCAAUAAGGAAAAUCGGACUUACAGUGAAAAGAAAAAAAUAAAUAUCACAGACCAAAGACGCGGCAGCGAACGAACUGCCUAGUAAGAAGAGAAUAUUAAAAAGACGUAACUUAUAGCCGCUUGGGAGAAUUCAAUCGAGCGCGAUUUAGACUUGAAACGUAGAGUUUUAGUACAACAAUUAAUUUAACAAAUUUUACCUAUAAGUAAGACUUUAUUUAUACCGUUGAAAGUAACAUAGCGGUUUCGUCGAUCUGAGUGUAUUUUUUGUGUGUGUGGUCAAGACGAAAUCGUAUUUUUGUAUUCAAAUCGUACCACGCGUUGUUUGUUUUUGUAAUUACUGUUUUUUUUUUUUUUUUUUUUUUUUUUUAUUAUUCAAUGAAUAAGUCGCAAUUCAUCGCAAUCGUCGUUUGUGUUAUUACGUUCCUGGCAGCACAACAGCCUCACUCCAAAUUCCUGCGACGUAUUCACGUAUUAAAUAUUCUUUUAUUCUUUAAAAGCCUAUAAACGUCGUUAUUUGGCUGUACACUCGCGGUCUCGCAUUCGCACUCGCGAACGAAAAUUAAUCUCACGUAACGUGAAUUAACAUUGCGGAAUAAAAUAAAAACAAUUGUCCUAGUUUUUA
Molecule: messenger RNA, 4377 nt
Organism: Venturia canescens
Lineage: Eukaryota; Metazoa; Arthropoda; Insecta; Hymenoptera; Ichneumonidae
Gene: IP3K2
Product: Inositol 1,4,5-triphosphate kinase 2
Exons: 8
Coding region: 832-2871 (679 amino acids)
Biological process (GO): inositol phosphate biosynthetic process
Cellular component (GO): nucleus; cytoplasm
Molecular function (GO): inositol tetrakisphosphate kinase activity; inositol-1,4,5-trisphosphate 3-kinase activity
Source: RefSeq, a predicted model, not a curated record